Exserohilum turcica Et28A is the source of this 2549-nucleotide messenger RNA. RefSeq lists its product as uncharacterized. The transcript has 4 exons. Lineage: Eukaryota; Fungi; Ascomycota; Dothideomycetes; Pleosporales; Pleosporaceae. The record is from RefSeq and is a predicted model, not a curated record. Gene Ontology annotation, molecular function: ATP binding; protein serine/threonine kinase activity. Bases 282 to 2177 code for a protein of 631 amino acids. Gene Ontology annotation, cellular component: nucleus; plasma membrane; cytoplasm. Gene Ontology annotation, biological process: protein phosphorylation.
CUGUGCCAGACACCCACACGCACUGCCGUCCGCCCGCUCCAGCCACACGCACCGCGGCCCCCGGGACAUUGACCUCGCCCGCCGUGCCAUGGCCCACUGACCGUGCAACGCGCAAUCGUCACCUCCCUACUUGCUACGCCCGCCGCGUCUUCGCCUCACUUCCCGCCCCACGAGCACCACCACCAGCAGCACCCGCAGCACCCGCUGCCCGCCCUCUCUGACCCCGUGCGACGACGGCUAUGACGCAGCUCUUCAGCUCGUCCGCAUCCAGCCAUUCCACCAUGACGGAGAAACGCACCUUCUCGGGCAAGGCCCUGUCCACCAACAAGUCGGUCAACGGAAAGGACGGCCAGGUCUCGCAACGCAUCAAGAACUUCUUCCGCAUCAACAGCAACAACGACGCCCACAAGCUUGCCGACGACGCCUCGUCCCACACCAAGAACGAAAAGUCGGGCUUCCGCCAGUCGCGCUUCAUCCCGCACAUCACCCGCAACCGCUCGCAGACGGUCGCCAGCGAAGGCAACCCAUUGGACGACACGGUUUCGCCCACGGCCCACGCCAACCCCUACUUUGCCCACCAGGGCCCGCCCGCCCUGCGCCAUCACAAUGAGGGCAGCGUGCCCCCGUCUCCUCCAGACACGCCCGCCAUGCCCAAGACGCAGGUCAACGGCACCGACACCACCGACGACCACGCCACGAAUGCCGGCAAGGAGGAAUUGGCAAGGAAACUGCGCAGGGUUGCUUCUGCGCCAAACGCCCAGGGCUUGUUCGCCUCGGGCAAGUCCAACGAGCGACCCCAGACGGCAGAGCUGGGCAAGCAGCCCGUUUUGCACCACCCCAAUUCGUCGACGCUGAGCAUGGUGGAGACGCAUUCGCAGGACUCGACCCAUCUCAUGCCCAUUGAGCCUGGCAAGCCCAUACCCUCUGCCGGCCAGAUUCGACAGUCUGUAGCUUUCAGGAGGACCUACAGCUCCAACUCGAUCAAGGUCCGCAACGUCGAGGUCGGCCCGGCCAGCUUCGACAAGAUCAAGCUGAUUGGCAAGGGUGACGUCGGAAAGGUCUACUUGGUCCGGGAAAAGAAGUCUAGCAGGCUUUACGCCAUGAAAGUGCUGAGCAAAAAGGAGAUGAUCAAGCGAAACAAGAUCAAGCGUGCCUUGGCCGAGCAGGAAAUCCUAGCCACCAGCAACCACCCCUUUAUUGUUACUCUAUACCACUCCUUCCAGUCGGAAGACCACCUCUACCUCUGCAUGGAAUACUGCAGUGGAGGCGAGUUCUUCCGCGCUCUGCAGACGCGACCAAACAAGUGUGUCGACGAGGAUGCCGCGCGAUUUUACGCUGCCGAGGUUACAGCAGCUCUGGAGUAUCUGCAUUUGAUGGGCUUCAUCUACCGAGACUUGAAGCCAGAGAACAUUCUCCUACAUCAAUCCGGCCACAUCAUGUUGUCAGACUUUGAUUUGUCCAAACAAUCCGACACGGGCGGUCGCCCAACCAUGAUCCUCAGCGGCCGAAGCGGUACUUCUUCCACGAACCUGCCAACCAUCGAUACCAAGUCAUGCAUAAACAACUUCCGAACCAACUCAUUUGUCGGUACCGAAGAGUACAUUGCGCCAGAAGUCAUCAAGGGCUGCGGACAUACCAGUGCGGUCGAUUGGUGGACCCUGGGCAUAUUGAUUUACGAAAUGCUGUACGGAACCACGCCCUUCAAGGGCAAGAACCGUAAUGCCACUUUUGCCAACAUUCUCCGAGACGAGGUGCCGUUCCCAGAGGGCUCUGGGGCACCUCAAGUGUCAAAUCUUUGCAAGUCAAUCAUACGUAAGCUGCUCAUCAAGGACGAGACGCGCCGGCUUGGCUCACGCGCCGGUGCCUCUGAUAUCAAGAAUGCGCCAUUUUUCAAGACCACACAAUGGGCGUUACUGCGCCACAUGAAGCCACCGAUUAUUCCCCACCAGGGCCAGGGUAUUGAAACACCAAACUUCCGAAAUGUCAAGGAGUCGCAGAGUGUUGAUAUUGGCGGGUCGAAAUCCAAGGGCGUUCCGCUAGACUCGAAUCUCGCUACACCCAUGGGCGAAGUGGCAGACCCAUUCGAGGAGUUUAACAGUGUCACUCUUCACCAUGAUGGCGACGACCACCAUCAUGACAGCAGCGACAUUGACCUCUCGCAUACCUCGCAUCGAUAGGAUGAAGCGUGAUUCCCAUACCACGGGGCGUCUUUCUUCACCCAGGCCAUUCGUAUACGAUACUCUUCUCGACUCUACUCAUUUGCUUUCACCGCAUCAUAGACAAAUGAGUCUCUCUCAUGUCAGCGGCGUUCCACGGGCAUCAACUUUGUUUCUUUCACAUGGGCAUUUUUCUUUCAUACUUUCAAUUCAGCAUCUUCAGAGCCACAAAAUUUUUUUUGGCGUUGUUUGUAAUUUGUUCUGGAGGCAUGGACUGUAGAGGAGUAUGCAGCACAAGGGCCGAGGCAAGCUCCAGUAGCAGCAGUCUGUAGGAUGACGCUGAUGAGAGGGUUUUGAUUUUAGGGAGAAAAGGGGGUGGGGGAGCAAAACAAU